Botrytis sinoallii is the source of this 2510-nucleotide messenger RNA. RefSeq lists its product as uncharacterized. The transcript is spliced from 4 exons. NCBI's taxonomy places the organism in Eukaryota, Fungi, Ascomycota, Leotiomycetes, Helotiales, Sclerotiniaceae. The coding region runs from base 1160 to 1870 and encodes 236 amino acids. The record is from RefSeq and is a predicted model, not a curated record.
CAGGUCUCUACGAACCCCUAGUUCCAAGUCACAUACGUAUUCUACGACUUGAUGGCAUAAUUCACAUAGACGAGCCGAAUCUUGGCUAUUCUGUCCAAAUCCUUAUUGCGGAACUUGGAAGAGUAUACAAUACUUCACUCAAAAGUAAUUAUCUAAACAAAGACGACCGCCCUAUGCAUCAUAUUAUAUUCUCCCAUAAAUCCUUGGACCAUUACAUACCUUCACAUUUCCAUGGACCAGGUUUUAAAAGAGAAGAUCCGACGAAUUCUCCAAGAAGAAAACCUAAGAAAACCUUGGAACAGACGUCAUCUUAGUUGGCUAGCAAUAGAAUUCAAGUUUCUCAAUGAAAGAAUGAGGGACCAAAAUGGAAGAAUAAGACUAAGAAUAAGAAUAAGCAUCCACCUACCCCGAAGAUGAAAAACAAAGGAAAGUAAAGCUACCAACGCUACGAGACCGUUUUCUGGCAUGUACUGCUCGGAAACCUAGAGAACAUGCUCGAAGAUAAAUUCUAAAUUAUAUCAACCACGACAGGGUAAAAUAAUGAGGAGGGUGAGGCUUUCUUGCGCAUCUUUUUGAGCUGAGAGUAAACGCGGUAGAAGAAGAGGUAUGAAGUGGAGUCUCUCGCCCUCGCAAUGUCGUAGAAAUUAAGGUCGACGACAGAAUUAAGAGUUGCCCAGACGGAGCCCUUAUAUACCAGCAUUGGAAAGGCUUUUCUUCUUCUCCCGCCUUCCAUUACAUAGAUGAAGUCAGGAUGGUUCACAACGCCGAAUAAAAAACAACUUCGUGAUGAUAUAUUUGAUUAAUCGGAUGGCAUCGAUAUCCAUUGUUCUGAAGAACUAUACUCCUGUGAAAGCCAUAUACUUAAAAACGGACAGGGGAGCACUCAAAAUAAAUGCAUGAUCAAGGGUCCUCUCCACCAUAUUUUCACAGUCUUUAUGAUUUGUAUUAAAUAAUCGUUUACAUUCACCGAAUCUCUUUCAAUAUCAUCAGUGAAUUGCCAACUCCAUUGCCUGAGCACCUUCUGGUAUCUUCCUUUGACAAUCAACCAGUCUUUCGUAUAAAACCCCACUCCAACCUUUUCACAUCCAUCACAAAAAGGUCAGACUGGAUAAUCCCGAGAAGCGCAGGAAGAAAAUUCGUCGAAGAAGAAGGAAACGAAAUGGAGCUCGACACGACGGACGUUGGUUCUGAAGUACCGGAACUGGAAGAACCAGAACCGGAAGUUGAACCGGAAGAACCAAAACCGGAAGAACUGUACGAAUCAGCAGAGCCUCCCCUCAAAAGGAGCCGUGGUAUUGAUGAUAGCAUCAUCCUUGCGCAUGGUGAACUUCUGAAAGCUUAUUUGCGCAUUCCAUGCCGAAUUUCCAAGAGAAAUUCCGAAAUCGAUACUUGCAAAGAACUACUUAAAGGAUACAAAGCCGAGAAUAUAAUCCGACAAAACCAAGCAGAUGUCAAAAAGCAAAUGCGACAUUUUGAAAACGAUGAAGAGCAAUUCGUGGAAAAUUAUAUCAACCCUCUCAUUAAACUACUUCGUGAACAACCAAUGAUCAAGUGUGCUCCUGAGAAUAAGGAAAUCAUGGAGUUGUAUGAGAGACGUCAUGAGCUGGAGGAAUUGAUACAGAGUUAUGAGGAAGAUCCCAAUCUCAUGGAGCAUCGACAGGCGUUUUUGAAAUACUUUCACGAGAGAGUAUUCCAGGAACAUUUUAUUAGAGUCCAGGAGAAUAUUGAUUGGUGUCAGGACGAUAUCGAGGAAAGUGAGAAGCUGCAAGUGGAUUUGAGGAUUAUGUUGGUAAACUCGGGGAUUAUUUUGUGGGGGAGAGGUCUACCGAUGAGACGGAUAGAUGAUAGUGGAAAACCUAUCCAGGAUUAGCUAUAGGCGGUUACCAGAAACAGAUUUGCGCCUUCUCUUCAGCCUCCAAGAAAAUGCGCCUAUGUAUUCAGAUCUCCAAAAAGAACCACCUCCACCAAAGUCGAGUCACUAGCAUUUAUUGAGCAUUUCGGUAGUUCAUGGGCAGGAUAAUGAUAACGACGCUUUGAGCUUUGAUGCGCCUCGACCUUGUUCUUGCUUGUUCUGGUAUGGUGUGAUACGAGUGACGUUGAAGAAUUAUUUCCAUUUCCAGUUCUCUCUGCUCUCCCUUUUUGGAAAGAGGAUAUACACACAGUGUAGAAAGAGCCCUAGAAUCUCGGUUAAAGGUCACAAUUGCAAAAUCGGAAAUUUUGUUGCAUAUCUGAAAUCCUUUUUUCGAAUUCUGAUCGUCGUCGAUCAGGUCCAAAUAUUAGUUCUGGUCUGAAGAUCACCAACGUUGGUAUUUGCCAGACGAUCCCAUUGGUAUUUAUGUAAACCUCCACGUUGCCAUUCUCGUCAACCUUAAUGAUGAUCUUGCAACCGAUCUAAACGUUAUGGCUCAGAUGAGAAACAUAACAAAGUUCCUAACCACAACUAAUUUGCCAAACGUACUUCCCUUUCAGUGCAAGGCUAUAAUAGAACAAUGAUUCCACUAUAAAGUUUU